This is a messenger RNA of Talaromyces rugulosus, 3246 nucleotides long. RefSeq lists its product as uncharacterized. Lineage: Eukaryota; Fungi; Ascomycota; Eurotiomycetes; Eurotiales; Trichocomaceae. Bases 1 to 3246 code for a protein of 1081 amino acids. The transcript has a single exon. The record is from RefSeq and is a predicted model, not a curated record.
AUGACUCACCCCAAAUCAAAGCGCUCGAAAGGCGCCGGUCAGCAUGCCGAUGCUAGCCUAGCUCAUGAGGCUACGAUCAAUGAACAUAAUGAUAUCGACGAACACAAGGAGGCCAGGGAACCAUCUCCGUCAGAUUCCAUCCAAUCUCAAAAUCCGGGGAUAAUGGACAGAUCUACACUUGACUGUGAGUCACAGGAAAUGCUGGCAACACAAUUCCCUAUGCAAUCACCACCAAGGCCCUUUUCUGCACAUUCUAUUCAGUCACAAGGUGCCAAUGUGGAGGAGUCCUCUAUUUCACCCUCCAAAUUGCAAGACGGACAAGAAGACCAAGAAAAGUUAUCGACCCAGGCUCUACCAAGAGAGCCAAAUUACUCUAUACCGAAUAUAUCUGUUUUCAAAACAGCUAUGUCCGAUGGCUCAAACAAGACAAUGGCUCUUUUACAACACCUCCGAGCUGGCAAAAAAGACGCCGCCCAAGAAAAGGCGCGAUUACACCAAAUCCAAACUCCAACUACAACCACGAAACGCGGUUUGACUAUAAAUGCACUAUUGAACCCCGAGGAAGACCCUGAGAUUCCUGGUGACAUUGCAAAUAAUGAGGCUACAAUCCUAGUGCCCUCGAUCCUCUCGAUCCCCACGAACCCAUCGCAUCGGCAAUCUGGCCUGGCUCAGGGGUCUCCUCCUUCGCAACCGCACCCUAUUCCUCCUUCGGUUCAUCAAAAAAGGAGCUCUGUCACCCCCGAGAAACGUCCUAGUUCAGCACAUCGUGAUGUUACUGAUAUAACGCCGAUAGUAAAUGACCCGGCCAUUUCAGCCAAUGUCACUAUCAAAACCAGCACGACGGAGCCGAUCGAACCGGCACGUAAACGUGAUAGAUCCGAGUCGGAUCAUCCCUGGGCUGGUAUGCACAAAAUUAGGCGGAGAGAUGUCAAGAUUCCUCCAGACCAGGGAGCCCUCUUUGAUAGUGGGGAUUCUUGGAUACCUCCCGAUGUAGGCCAUCCUACUCCACAAGGUCAUGUUCCUCUAGCCUUACUUCAGGAAUGGAACACACGGAUGACACGCGCCAAGGAGGCAGUUGAAUCUCCUAAAAGCCUACAGUCUGCCCAGGAACAGGAAGUGGCAGACUCGCCAUUACCCUCCCAGUUCGUGCCACAGUCAGAAGAUGAAAGCGAGUCGGAUCCAGAAUCCCGAGCUUCAUGGAGUGCAAGCCCACCUGAUCACCUACGGCGUUUGGCUGUGCCACCAGAUAGCAGUCCGGUAGGGCAGCCCAGGUUCCCCGUCACAGCAGGCUACCAACGCCGAAACCAGGACAAGGACACGGAAAGGUAUGCUAUCGAUACCAAUGGCAAUAAUGGUGACCUAGAAAGGGUUUCUCAAACACCUCGAAAAGUACAUAAAGUCAACGGUGUCCAAGAAACGAACGACGCCAAUGAAGAUGACCAUACCGAAGAGAAAGAUUUACCCAUGGAUGAUUCACCUAUCAAGGAUGAUAAUCUGGAAAGGGAUGAACAGCAAAACAUGGACAAAGAUGAAAUGAGUGAAGAAUCUGACAUGGAAAUCUCUAUUCCACUUGCAUUGGAUGCCAGCGCUCAAGAAGAUAUCGCUAGUCAAGUUGAGUCAUAUGAGAUAGGCGAUUCGGCUUUGUCAAAUUCAAGUUUAGCACCUAUCAGCAGUUCCGCACCUACCGACAAGAUUCAAAUACAAAAUACACAAUCAGUUGGUGUUCAUGCAUCUACGAAAAGCGGUUUCAUACAACCAUCAACAGCUCCACAGAGUUCGUCUGAUGGGAAUAAAUCAUCCUCGCAAGUGAUUGCAAACUCUGUGGAUAGCAAGGGAAAACGUUUCAUAGUCCAUGAAAAUGAACCAGGAGCCACAGACGACUCUCUGGUGGUAGACUCUCAAAAUACCAAUUCUGAUGAGCCCCAUUCCAGCAUUCCUUCUCAUCAAGACAGCCAACGCAUCUUGGAGGUUGUCACUAGCAGCUCUCUUUUCUCCAUAGGGUUCCAAACGCAGGACUAUAUGGAACUUGACGAGACGGGAAACGAAACGACACAAAGUGGUUCUAGGGGUUCAGCCGUCGUGCCCUCUGCAAUAACUUUGAAACGAAAUGCCGAACAUUUUGAGUAUGACGAAAGCCCAUUGAAACGUGUUGUUAAACGCGCCGUGACUGAUCGAAAUAUGAUCAGAACACAGCAAAGUCCAAUUAGUACAGCAAUCAAGCAAAAAUUACUCGACGAUAAAUACCGACAUACUUUUGACGUGACACCCGACGGAGCUCCUAGGGUCUUUGAAAUGUUCAAGAAAUCAUACCCGGCAUACACGGGUGAAUUUCUACACUUCAAAAAUCUCUGUUGCAAGUUGCAUUUACUGCGCCGUGUUGGGCUGCUACAGAACUAUUUCUUUUGGGAUGACUUUAUUAUGAGACACAUUGGAGACUACGGCACCUAUGUGCAAAAUUGUGUCUCUGCCGGUAGACACUGGGACGACUAUGAAGACUACUUUUGCUCCAAUUUCGUCACCAAGCCCUCGUUCAAGAAACGAAGUCUUGUCCCGCAUACGCUUGAUGCCGUUAUCUCAGAAUCCGAUAUUAGACCGAGCAGUCCAGUUAUGGUCGACAUGGAGACACAAGUCGACAUGGACCGUGUAACAAAUGCCCGAAUCUCUUCUGGCAAGCCGCAUAUGGCGGAUGUUGCUGUCGAGGCUACGUUUGAGAGCCAAGACAUGAUGGCAGUUGACUCUGGUACCUCGCCCGGAUAUAGAAACUCGGUCCAAAGAGACGAGCCAAGCCAACUGGGUAGCACCAAAAGACAACGCACCACCGCCAAAGACAAUUCUAAUAUAUUUGAGUUUUCUGGGACAUUGAACUCAGAGAUGCGUGGAACGGCAAGCCUGGAGCUCGGAGGUGACUCCUCAAAAGGAAACGAGACCCGUCAUAGCCACAAAGCCACGGCGGCUUUGAUUACAAGAAUGCAGAAAGAGGAUCGACACGGUGUCCGAACUCUAAUCAGAAAUAAACAACGCCCACAGCGUUUUUUGAACGAGCUGCGCCACGAUGCCGACACUCCGUUGAGGACUUGGGCUCGUGCGGAGCAGAACGUGGUGUCUGAGCGUCGGCGUCGUGGCGGUUGGCAGGUACCGUGCGAUGAGAGUGGAAAUAUUGAGCUUGAAGAAUAUCCCCGCACCGGUUGGGAGAAUGGAAGGCAGACUCGGGGGUGGGCAUGGCGAGCAUCCACCGAUUAUUCAUGA